This is a messenger RNA of Chrysemys picta bellii (western painted turtle), 3410 nucleotides long. RefSeq names its product eukaryotic translation initiation factor 2A (gene EIF2A). Gene Ontology annotation, biological process: translational initiation. The record is from RefSeq and is a predicted model, not a curated record. Gene Ontology annotation, cellular component: cytosolic small ribosomal subunit. Lineage: Eukaryota; Metazoa; Chordata; Testudines; Emydidae. Gene Ontology annotation, molecular function: tRNA binding; translation initiation factor activity; protein binding.
GGGGGCCAUCUGAGGCAGGAAGUCGUGCUUCCUCGAAGCACAUGACCGCAGAAGCCCACGUAGCCAAGGAGGCGGUUCCCGCUAUCGGAGACCUGGGCGACGUGUGUUUUCUAGAGUCUGUGCUGGUGACUUCUGACCCGGAAAUAGAAGUUCUGCGUCCGACCCAACAUGGCGCCUUCCACGCCGCUUUUGGCAGUGCGAGGAUCUGAAGGAUUCUACAUGGUGACUGGACCACCUAGUUUUACUGAGAAUACAACAUUGCAAAGGGACUUCGGGAAAAACUGCAAAGUUUUUGCUUUCAGUAAGGAUGGUACUCUCUUUGCAUGGUGCAAUGGAGAAAAAGUAAAUAUUGUGAAAGUUGCCAGCACUGAAUUACUGCACUCUUUUGAUCUCCCAAAGGCAGUUUGCCUUGAAUUCUCGCCAAAGAAUAAUGUCCUGGCAACGUGGCAGGCCUACACAACUGCUAAAGAUGGCGCAGCAGGCAUGCCCAACCUACAACUUUAUGAUGUAAAAACUGGGAAGUGUUUAAAGUCUUUCAUCCAGAAAAAGAUGCAGAAUUGGUGUCCUUGCUGGGCAGACGACGAAAGUAUAUCUGCUAGGAUUGUAAAUAAUGAAGUGCACUUCUUUGAAAACAACAACUUUGAUACUAUUGCAAAUAAACUUCAUUUGCAAAAAGUUAAUGAUUUUGUGUUAUCACCAGGACCACAGCCAAGCAAGGUUUCUGUUUAUGUUCCUGGAAGCAAGGGUGCACCCUCGUUUGUAAGGUUGUAUCAAUACCCUAACUUUGGUGGCCCUCAGUCUGCAUUGGCCAAUAAAAGUUUCUUUAAAGCUGACAAGGCAACAAUGCUCUGGAAUAACAAAGCUACGGCUGUGCUAGUAAUAGCUAGUACAGAAGUUGAUAAAACGGGAGCUUCAUAUUAUGGAGAACAAACCCUGCACUACAUUGCAACAAAUGGAGAAAGUGCUGUUGUACAACUACCAAAAAAUGGUCCCAUUUAUGAUGUAGUAUGGAAUCCCAAUUCCACAGAGUUUUGUGCUGUGUAUGGUUUUAUGCCUGCGAAGGCAACUGUUUUCAAUCUGAAAUGUGACCCUUUGUUUGAUUUUGGAACUGGCCCUCGUAAUGCUGCCUACUACAGCUCUCCUGGACAUAUCUUAGUACUAGCAGGAUUUGGAAAUCUCAGAGGACAGAUGGAAGUAUGGGAUGUAAAAAACUACAAACUUAUUUCCAAGCCACUGGCAUCAGAUUCUACAUAUUUUGCUUGGUGCCCUGAUGGGGAACAUUUUGUAACUGCUACGUGUGCUCCAAGACUACGAGUUGGUAAUGGGUACAAGAUCUGGCAUUAUACUGGCUCUGUUCUACACAAAUGUGAAGUCCCACCAAAUGCAGAAAUAUGGCAAGUUUCCUGGCAGCCAUUUUUGGAUGGAACAUUUCCAGCAAAAGCAGUAACUUACCAGGCAGUUCCAAGUGAACUGCCAAGUGCUGAGCUGAAGGUUGCCCAAGCUUAUAGACCACCAGCUCUGAGAAACAAGCCUAUAACCAGUUCUAAGCUGCAUGAGGAGGAGCCACCUCAGAACAUGAAACCACAACCAGGAAAUAGUGAUAAGCCAUUAUCUAAGAUGGCACUUAAAAAUCAAAGGAAGCACGAAGCAAAGAAAGCGGCUAAACAGGAGGCCAAAACUGAUGGGAGCCAGGAAUCAACACCAUCUCCAGCAUUACAGGAUGUACCACGCAGCGCUCUGCCUUCUGUGACAUCAGGAGACCCUGAGGUAGACAAAAAAAUAAAGAAUUUGAAAAAGAAACUGAAAGCAAUUGAGCAGCUGAAAGAUCAAGCAGCUACUGGAAAACAGCUAGAGAAAAACCAGUUGGAGAAAAUUCAGAAAGAGGCUGCUCUCCUAAAGGAGCUAGAAGAUUUGGAACUGGGCUUUUAAAACUUUACUCAAAAGGAAUUGGAUUGUUACACAAAAUUUGUGCAAAAUGAGGUGCGUUUUAACCUGAAAAGAACAAAGAAUAUCCUUCAACUGCAAUUGGCUGAGGAAGGACAAAUUUACAUAUUUGCUGCACAUCUACAUUUGUUAACCCUUUUUUCUGAAAUCUGCGCAUGUGCAAAAUUGUAAUCAAACAAUGUAUGUUCAGUCAGUCAUUCCUGCUUCCAUUCAAAACCAGAAACACAUUCACUCACCGUUUUAAAACAGUGUUGCUUAAAAAUCAAAACAAGUAUUUUUUGUGUGUGUGUGUGUGUUUUUGGCUUUUUGGUUGGUCUACCAAUUUGAUAGCUUUAUUAAACUUAAGAUACAUGUGACCCUUAUGCAAUAAUAGGAUUGCAGACAAUAAUAAAGAGCAUUUAACAUUAAAGAAUUGUUGGUUUUGUGUUACCAAGUCAGAACUUGUAAAAUGUACCAACCAUUUCCAAGUUAUCGCAAACCAUCAACUUGAAAUCUAGUAAAUUUCUAAAAAUAAGUUUAAAGUAUUUUCAGAUGCUACACCUGCCCCUGUCUUUCCCCAUACCAAUUUAUUGUGGUUUUGCAAUCACAUUUCCCUUUUUUUAAAUCCUUUCCCCUUUUGCUGGAUUUUUGUAUGUGAUCCACACAAACAAAAAGGAAAACAGAUUAUAGGAGGAAACCACUGAAACUGACUCUACACCGGGUGCUAUCAAAUGCACAAAGUAAACUGAGAAAAAGAAAAUUUGAUGAUCUCUCCGUUUAUAGUAAUGUUAGGCCAAAUCUGCAAUCUGACUCAUAUGGGUGACCCUUAAACCAGGGCCGGCUCCAGGCACCAGCCCAGCAAGCAGGUGCUUGGGGUGGCCAAGGGGAAGGUGCGGCACGUCGGGCUCUUUCGAUGGCAAUGCGGCGGUGGGAAGGACCUGCCGCCAAAUUGCUGCCGAAGAAGAAAGUGGCACGGUGGACCUGCCGCCGAUAGCGAUCGCGGCGUUUUUGUUUUUCCCCGCAGCUUGGGGCGGCAAAAAUCCUGGAGCCAGCCCUGCCUUAAACCAAUGUAGAGUCUCAGUUAAGUCAGUGGAGCUCUGCAUAGAGGUAGCAAAAUUGCCCAUAUGGAUGAGACUAAAAGAUCGGGGUCAUGGAUGUUACUUGAAUAGUAGGAUUAUUUUUAAAAAUCAGAUAUAAGUAUAUUUUCUUAAUUGAUGAUGUCCUAUUAAAUUAAAUUGAUCAUUGUUGUUUAGGUGGUAUAACAUUUUCCAUUCUUUAAAAAGUAAUCUUUCCUUACGUUUUGUUUCUGAUACACAAUUCACAAUCACAUUUUAUUAAUUUAUGUUGUGUAAAUGUUUUCUCUUUGUUUUUGUAACAAAUAGCAGUCCACAGUUUUAUACUGAAACAGUUUUGAAGAAAAUAAGGAUUUAAAGAUUUUUAAAAAUUUAUGCUAGAAGAAUAAAGCAAAGAAUUUAAUUUUGCAUCUA